GGAGCCAGGAUUUACUAAUCGGCUUGUCCUGAUUGGUAGAAGGCCAACCAUGGGAUCUUUCUUACUGCGGCACUUGAUUCUUGAAGUGAGUCAAUAAAUACACGUCAUUAUUCCACCCCGGCGGUUCGCCUGGGACGUCCAGAUCACUGGCCUCUCUCACCCUGCAGCGGAGGGACGUGAGAGCUGAAGUUUGAAGCACCGCCCACUAGGGGCGUGAUUCGUCCGCUUCAGAACCCCGAGCAUCAAUCGGGGAUUUUCUUUUCCUCGGCCGCGAUCCAAACUUGUCAUCCUGUCGGUCAGUUUCCUUAUGUCUGGCCGGCAACCGGUCAGGACUUUGUCAGCCUCGCUGUUUAUGUGUGUAUGUGAGUUUGUUUUAAUGAAAAUGGAUGAAGUCACGCGAGAGGAACGGCGCUCAGGACCUGAACUCCCCUAGUCCACUUGUAGUCCACCUGGAGCCUUUCUAGUCCACCUGGUGAACGAGCACCUUGUUUCUUAAAUGGAUUAUUCUGAGGUCCGAGCCGGUCUGUUUUCAUGGAGACGCGUCUUCCUGAUCUUGUAGAAGGAUCCGUGCGCCUCUCCGCGCUCAGCCAUGGGGAAAUGGCACUUGUCAAUGGACCCGGUGCAGGAGUGGGGGGAGGAGGUGGAGGACGGGGCGGUGUUCGGCGUCACUCUGCGACGGGAGCCGGUGGAGCCGGACCCCCCGGAGGGCCCCCAGACCCCCGGGACCCCCGGGACCCCCGUGACCCCACCCGGGUCGGGGUUCAUCCAGUACCACACGGUGAAGGUGCGGCGGCUGAAGGCGGCGUCCCUGGAGCGGCUGGUGGACCACCUGCUUGACCCGGAGCACCGCGAGGCCGACUUCCCCCGCGUGUUCCUGGCCACGUACCGGGCCUUCACCUCGGCCAGCGGCCUCAUAGAGCUGCUCUUCAAGAGGGAUGACUCCAGAGCCUUCCCCGAGGGCGACACCUGCCCCAGGAGCACGCUGGGCCCGGUGGUCCGCCUCUGGCUGGACGAGUUCCGGGAGGACCUGUGCGAGCCCCCCCUGCACCCGGCCCUGCGGCAGCUCAGCAUCCAGCUGAGACACCGCCUCCGCUUCCGGCGCCUGGCGCAGUCCACCGAGUCGCUGCUGCGGCGCUUCCAGGAGCAGAACGUAGACAAGGAGGCGGAGAAACCGGAGGCCCUCGGCCCUGGGGGGGGCCCGGACAGACCCGCCCACCUGGAAGAGGGGCGCGGCUUCAUGGAGUUUUCCCAGAAGGAAGUGGCGGAGCAGCUCACCCGAUUGGACGCUGCGCUCUUCGUCCGCGUCGUGCCGUUCCACUGCCUGGGCUGCGUCUGGUCGCAGCGGGACAAGAAGGAGAACCGCGGCCUGGCGCCCAGCGUGCGCGCCACCAUCGCCCAGUUCAACGCCGUCACCAACCGGGUCAUCACCUCGCUGCUCUGCCCGCACGGCGCCGCCGGCCCCGCCUCCCCCGCGCCCUCGUCCUCCUCCCCCGUCCCUCCCCCCUCCUCACCCGUCCCUCCCCCCUCCUCCCCCGGCUCCCCCCGUCUCUCGCACAGCAGCGUGGGCGCCCGGGCGCUGGUCAUCGAGCGCUGGAUCGCCAUCGCACAGGAGUGCCGUCAGCUCAGGAACUUCUCGUCCCUGAGGGCGAUCCUCUCGGCGCUGCAGUCCAACGCCGUCUACCGGCUGAAGAAGACCUGGGGGGCCGUCAGCAGGGAGAGCAUGGCGAGCUUCGAGCUCCUGUGCACGACCUUCCCUGACGACAACUGCAUGGUGACGGGACGAGAGAUCCUCACCGAGGAAGGACAUCACGACGAGGACCACGCCAGCACGCUGCCCAAACUCGGCCAAACUUCAUCCAAACAAACGGGCAGUGUCCCCUACCUGGGUACCUUCCUGACGGUCCUCACCAUGUUGGACACAGCGCUGACCGACAACGUGCAGGACGACCUCAUCAACUUUGAGAAGCGCAGACGGGAGUUUGACAUCAUCUCCCAGAUCCACCAGCUGCAGGCGUCCUGCUCCCACUACAGCUUCCCAGUCCACGGCCCGAUCGACGCCUGGCUACAGGAACACGCGCUGCUCACCGACCAGGAGAGCUACGACCUGUCCCGGUCGCUGGAGCCCCCCGUGGACCCCCCCGUGGACCCCUGCCCCUCCUCCCCCAGCUCCUGGAGCCACCGCCUGCUCAACAAGAAGUUCACCUCGCUGCGGGGGGCCGGUGAGACCUCCUCUGGCAGGAAGGCGCAGGCGGAUCAGAUCAGCGUGUCGUCGUCGGGGUCCAGCAGCUCUGAGACGGAGGACCCCUCCAGCCCCCCCCUCGCGCCCCCCCCAGCCGUGCUCCGACUCAAGCUCAAGACGCUGUCCGGCUCGCUGCACAACGUGGCCGAGGACUUCUUCUCCUCCUCCAGCUCCCCGGGCUCCUCCCUCUCCUCCUGCUCCUCCCACCCCGACCUGAGCUCUGGGGGCCUUGAGGCCCCGGGCCCCCGCUCCCCCCGGCCCGUCUAUAACCAGCAGGGGGCGGACUCCUGCAUCGUCCGGGUCAGCGUGGAGGACGGCAACAACGGGAACAUCUACAAGAGCAUCCUGCUGACCAGCCAGGACCACACAGCCCACGUGAUCCAGCGGGCUCUGGAGAAACACAACAUGGAGACCUACAGCAGCCAGGACUUCAGCCUCACCCAGCUGCUGACCCCCGACAAAGAGCUCCUCAUCCCGGAGAAGGCCAACGUCUUCUACGCCAUGAGCACCACCGCCAACUACGACUUUGUGCUCAGGCAGCGCUGGAAGACCCCCAGCCGCCCGCUGUGCAGCUCCUCCAGCGCCGAGGCUCACCCCAAGUGAACAGCGCCCCCGCCUGGCCGGGGGCGUACAUGACACUCCGAGGGACAGCGUGCUGUUGGUUGAUUACCCCACCUGUUGAUCACACCUGUUGAAGUCCUCCCAGGACCGUCGGAAGGGGAAGACGCAGGCGGAGAGCGACCGAAGCCAUUUGCAUCGGAGGAGUAUCGACGGCGCUUUGACAGUCAAAUUCUGAUGGACCUAACGUCUACAGCGCUGCGCUGAAGGAAGCAGGAUCUGACCUCGAUGGAGCGUUGUAGAGGUGGUUCUGGGCGUACUGGAGAGACCAGAUCCUGUGACGGAGGGUGCAUAUGAAUAGAGUGAGACUGAGACUCCAGGCUGGGGCGUCACAGUCCAACAGAACCCUCUAGGGGGCUGUGAUGGAACUCGCCCCCCCCCCCCAGAGACGACUCUAUUCAGCCCUCUGGAUGUUCAGAGGGAACAAGCUCUACCGCCGUGUUGGCUUGUUCCCGAGGGCCGCAGCCGACAGAUGUCUGGUCUCUCUCGGGGGCUGACUGGUCUCUCUCUGGACUGACUGGUCUCUCUCCUGACUGACUGGUCUCUCUCUGGACUGACUGGUCUCUCUCUGGACUGACUGGUCUCUCUCUCUGGGGGCUAACUGGUCUCUCUCUGGAGGCUGACUGGUCUCUCUCUGGGGGCUGACUGGUCUCUCUCUGGGGGCUAACUGGUCUCUCUCUCUGGGGGCUGACUGGUCUCUCUCUCUGGGGGCUAACUGGUCUCUCUCUUGGGGGCUGACUGGUCUCUCUCUGGGGGGCUGACUGGUCUCUCUGGGGGGGUGGCUGGUCACUCUCUCUUGGGGCUGGCUGGUCUCUCUCUCUCGGGCUGGCUGGUCUCUCUCGGGGACGGCUGGUCUCUCUCUUUGCAUUGAGAACAGACGACCCUCCUCCUAACCACUGCCUUCAGAGGAGCGUUCGAUGUGACGGUGGUUCUGUGGUCUGGCGGCUCAAUGUCUCUCUUAGAUUUUUAUAUGAAUUAAUGUAUUGUUAAUGCUGUUCAUGUUAUGUAUUGUAUAUUCUUUGUCUAGUUAAUUUAAUUGAAACUAACCUUCAGUACUGGCGUUCAGUCUUAUCCCCUAAGGUUACCUUGCACUAUAACUUUAUAAUGGUAGGUUAUGAUAGUAUUAAGUAAUUAUCUCGCCUACACUUUAAAAAUCAAGUUCUCUGUCGUCGUUCAGAAUGGCGUCCGUUGCUUGUAGACACUUGACAGAUAAAUGCUACGUUGAAGGAGGAGUUGAACCGGUAUGCAUGAGGUGGAGCGUUGGUUCCAGUCCUAGUAUCAGCCCUCUUUUGAGUCUGACUUAGGCUGAGGCAGGGGGGGUUUCAGUGUGGUGCGCUGGGCUCACUGCUUCGCACUUUUUUUUUCACUGAUGUUGUGGUCUUUGGAAGCCAGACCCCAGAUCAGUAGAGUUUGCACUUCAGACAGAUGAAUACAGAUCACCAUGAGCUUGCGUUGUAGCGGAGGUCUGGUGUGGUCGACGAUGAUGGAUAGGAGUUAAUGUACCUUAAGACUCAAUCAGCCAAUGAGAGGUCUGCGUUAAUGUACCUUAAGAAUCUGAGGGCUCACAUCACAUAACAAACAAAAAGGAACGUGGUAGGCUAUAUACAACAAGAAUCUUGAUAUGCAGCUAGAUCUAGAUCAAUAGAUACCGCUAUAUAUAUAUAUAUAUAUUUAGACCUAUAGAUCUAGCUAUAUAUCUAGCUAAAUAGAUUGUGUAUAUAUAUUGAUAUGUAUAGCUAGAUCUAUAGAUCGAUAUUUAUAAAUCCAUAUCGAUAUAGCUAUGUAUCUAUAUAGCUAUAUAUAUCCUGUGCUGGAUACUAAAAUCCAUUAGUUUUUGACGCCAGUGAUAUUUAUGUGUUUUGUCACUCAUUCAUUCAGUUUCCACUAUUAAAGCAUCUGCUUUUGUAUUGUAUCCUAAUGUGUUUUUAAAGAGAUUAUUUUAAUGCAUAAUAAAAUCCCUUCAAGUA
Molecule: messenger RNA, 4824 nt
Organism: Gadus morhua (Atlantic cod)
Lineage: Eukaryota; Metazoa; Chordata; Actinopteri; Gadiformes; Gadidae
Gene: rgl3a
Product: ral guanine nucleotide dissociation stimulator-like 3a
Exons: 17
Coding region: 590-2842 (750 amino acids)
Biological process (GO): Ras protein signal transduction
Cellular component (GO): plasma membrane
Molecular function (GO): guanyl-nucleotide exchange factor activity
Source: RefSeq, a predicted model, not a curated record